This is a messenger RNA of Nematolebias whitei (Rio pearlfish), 4927 nucleotides long. RefSeq names its product cache domain containing 1 (gene cachd1). Gene Ontology annotation, cellular component: voltage-gated calcium channel complex. The coding region runs from base 2 to 3910 and encodes 1302 amino acids. Gene Ontology annotation, molecular function: voltage-gated calcium channel activity. The transcript is spliced from 27 exons. Lineage: Eukaryota; Metazoa; Chordata; Actinopteri; Cyprinodontiformes; Rivulidae. The record is from RefSeq and is a predicted model, not a curated record.
CAUGGCGAGGCGGACUGGGGACAGAGCUCGGGCUCCGACGCCGAGCGCUGCUUUCCGGGAUAAAGCCGUGCGCCUUCGCGGCGGCUUGGUUCUGAUUUGUUUGGCUCUUUCUGCUCGUGGAUUCUGCGGAGCAGACACGGAGUUCUCUAUCCUGGAAGAAGCUCAAGUUUUAGCGGAGCAGAUGAAACAGCUUUCCUCUCAGGAGCUGGGAGUCUUUACUAUGCAGAGGAUUUUCAACUCGUUUGUGUACACAGAGAAGACAUCAAACGGAGAGACAGAAGUGCAGCAGCUGGCUAAGAAGAUUCGGGAGAAGUUUAAUCGUUACCUGGAUGUGGUAAACAGGAACAAACAGGUGGUGGAGGCUUCGUACACCGCCCAUCUCACCUCUCCACUCACUGCAGUACAGGACUGCUGCUCCAUCCCAGCAUCUAUGAUAGAGUUUGAUGGACACUUUAAUACCAACGUCUCCAAGACCAUCUGCUGUGACAGACUUUCUCCCAACGUCAACAGCAGAGCCUUCAAUCCUGGGCGCGAGCUCAACUCAGUGUUGGCUGACAACCUGAAGUCCAACCCAGGGAUAAAGUGGCAGUACUUCAGCUCAGAAGAAGGCAUCUUUACAGUCUUCCCUGCCCACAAGUUCCACUGCAAAGGAAACUACGAGCAUCGCAGCCGACCGGUGUAUGUCUCUGCAGUCCGUUCCCAGUCCAAACACAUUAUUGUGAUGGUGGAUCAUGGAGCGUCUAUAACUGACACCCAGCUUCAGAUCGCCCGUGACUCUGCACUGGUCAUCCUAAAUGCCAUUGAUGAGCAUGAUAAGAUCUCCAUCUUGUCUGUGGCAGAAACCGUUCGCUCCUGUUCUUUGGACCAGUGCUAUAAGAGUCUGCUGUCUCCAGCCACCAGUGAGACUAAGAGGAAGAUGAGCACCUUCAUCUCCAACAUCAAGGUCUCCAGUGGAGCCACCCAGCACGCAGCUGGCUUCCAGAAGGCUUUCCAGCUGCUUCGCAACACUAGCAGCAUCAUCAAACAGAGCAGCACUACAGACAUGGUUAUUAUCUACCUGUCGUCUGGUGUUACAUCCCGAGAUUCGUCAGAACUGGAGAAGAGAUCCACUCUCAGCGUGGUCAGAGAGGAGAACCGACACCUCAACAACUCUGUCAUGAUCCUCACUUAUGCUCUCAUGAACGAGGGAGUCACAGGUUUGAAGGAGCUGGCCUUCCUGAGAGACCUCGCUGAGCAGAAUUCAGUGAAGUACGGCGUCGAUCGAACGUUCGACCGAGAGCGCUUCUCCGCUGCAUCGCUGCCUGGAUCGACCGGAGCUUCAUUGAUGCCGGUGGUAAAGGGCAGCAUGAUGGUGCUGAACCAGCUGAGCAACCUGGAGACGACCGUGGGCCGUUUUUACAUCAACCUGCCCAAUCGCAUGAUUGACCUGGCUCGUUUCAGCCUGCCCUACUCUGAUCCCAUGGGAGACGGGUUCAUCAUGACUGUGAGUCGGCCAUGUUACUUUGGUAACAUGCUGCUGGGCGUAGUCGGGGUUGAUGUAAAUCUCGCUUACAUACUGGAGGACGUCACCUAUUAUCAAGACUCGCUGGCUUCAUACACCUUCCUCAUUGACAACAAAGGUUACACCUUGAUGCACCCGUCGCUGACCCGACCCUACCUGAUGACAGAGCCUCCGCUGCACACAGAUAUCAUCCACUACGAGAAUAUCCCAGGCUUCCCUGCUGUCCGACAGAACAUCCUCAGCCUUCCUUUGGGCAGUCAGGUUAUUGCUGUGCCGGUUAACUCCUCCCUGUCCUGGCACACCAACCGACUCAGGGACAACAGCAAAGAGGCGUACAAUGUCAGCUAUGCCUGGAAAUUGGUCCAGGACACAUCUUUCAUCCUGUGCAUUGUGUACGUGCAGCCUGAGAUCCCAGUGAAGCAGCUGAAGAACCUGAACACGGCUCCCAGCUCUAAGCUGCUCUACCAUCGCUUGGAUCUGCUGGGUCAGCCCAAUUCCUGCCUGCACUUCAAGCAGCUUGCCACCGUUGAAUUCCCCACAGUGAUGCUGUCAGCUGGAAGCUUCUCCUCCCCUUAUGAGCACCUCAGCCAGCCAGAAACAAAGCGGAUGGUGGAGCACUACACGGCCUAUCUGAGUGAUAACACCAGGCUCAUUGCCAACCCGGGCCUCAAGUCCUCCGUCAGGAACGAGGUUAUGGCAACCAGUCACGUUACGGAUGAGUGGAUGACACUAAUGGAAAUGAGUAGCCUCAACUGCUACAUUGUGCGCCGUUACAUAGCAACACCCAGCGGGGUGCUCCGGAUUUACCCAGGAUCGCUGAUGGACAAAGCAUUCGACCCGACCCGCAGACAAUGGUACCAGCAUGCUGUGGCUAACCCUGGUCUCAUCACCUUCACCGGUCCGUACCUGGAUGUUGGCGGGGCAGGCUACGUUGUCACCAUCAGCCACACUAUUCAUGCCUCCAGUUCUCAGAUGGCUCCUGGUUAUGCAGUUGCAGUGAUGGGUAUAGACUUCACUCUUCGCUACUUCUACAAGGUCCUGCUGGAUCUGUUGCCCAUCUGUAACCAGGACAAAGGCCACAAGAUCAGGUGCUUCAUAAUGGAGGACAGAGGCUACCUGGUUGCUCACCCCACUCUCAUUGAUCCUAAAGGCCACGCUCCUGCAGAACAGCAGCACAUCACACAUAAGGAGCCACUUGUUGCCAACGAUAUCCUGAACCACCCCAACUUUGUCAAGAAAAAUCUGUGUAACAGCUUCAGCGACCGCACAGUGCAGCGCUUCUACAAGUUCAACACCAGCAUCAUGGGGGAUCUCACAAACCUCGUCCACGGCAGCCAUUGUUCCAAGUACCGCCUGACAAGAAUCCCCGGCACCAAUGCGUUUGCUGGUAUAGUGAAUGAGACGUGCGACUCGUUGGCCUUCUGCGCCUGCAGCACAGUGGACCGACUCUGUCUCAACUGCCACAGGAUGGAGCAGAAUGAAUGUGAGUGUCCGUGUGAGUGCCCGCUGGAGGUCAACGAGUGCACAGGCAACCUCACCAAUGCUGAGAACAGGAACCCUAGCUGUGAGGUGCAUCAAGAACCAGUCAGUCUGAAUGUGAUUGAUCCCAGUCUGCAUGACACCCUGCCCCAGUGCGUCAACACCCUCUGCAGCCAGAGAUACACCAGCAGUGACUGUUUUGGCGUGUUGAACUGCGAGUGGUGCAUGGUGGACAGCGACGGGAAGACUCACCUGGACAAGCCGUACUGCGCCCUGCAGAAGGAGUGCUUUGGAGGCAUCGUUGGUGCCAAAAGUCCAUAUGCAGACGGUCUGGGGCUUAUUGAUGAGGAGGUGGCAUCGUUAAACAUGAUCAAGAGCGCCCCCGUGGGUCCAGUCGCUGGGGGCAUCAUGGGAUGCAUCAUGGUGCUGGUGUUGGCUGUGUACGCAUACAGACACCAGAUCCACAGACGCUCACACCAGCACAUGUCGCCGCUGGCUGCACAGGAAAUGUCUGUGAGAAUGUCCAACCUUGAUAAUGAGAGGGAUGAGAGGGAUGAGGACAGCCAUGAGGACAGAGGGAUCAUCAGUAACACCAGAUUUAUAGCUGCGGUGAUUGAGAGACACACUCACACACCUGAGCGGAGACGGAGAUACUGGGGCCGAUCUGGGACGGAGAGCGACCACGGCUACAGCACCAUGAGUCCACAGGAGGACAGCGAGAAUCCGCCUGGAAACAACGACCCGCUCUCAGCGGGCGUCGACGUCGGUAACCACGAUGACGACCUGGAUCUGGACACGCCCCCUCAGACAGCCGCACUACUGAGCCACAAGUUCCACCCGUACAGACACACGCACCACCACCCGCUGCACACGCACACACACCACCUGCAGGCGGCGGUGACGGUGCACAGUGUGGACGCAGAGUGCUGAUCCUCGCCUCCCUGAUAGAGAUGGAACUCUGUUUUAACAAAGACUAUUUAAAAGAAAUUAAAACGCGUGCUUCGUUAGACGGCACACGCUGUGGUGUUUUCAGGUUAGAUGAACUGAUGAUGAGGAGGGGACGCCACAGACGGACAGAGCGCCUCGUAGCUUCAGGUUUUCAUUACAUGAAUGUUGGAUGAUGCCACAAGCUGCCGUCAUGGCAGCAUCUCUGUCUUGUUCUAUUCAAAUGUAAAAUAUGGCAGAAAUGUCUGACUGGGGACAAAGCAGUUGGGAUUGUCUGUUUUGUCUUCUGGAAUCACCGCUACGAGCACAACUUUCAGGAGAACAUAAGACCCAUUUGAGCCUAUUCAUCAGACACUUCAGAGAACAGAAUACAAAUGGAGCCCAUAAGCUUCAUGGGGAAACAGAAUCAUUUCUCAGCGUUGGACAGGAAGAGUGGAUAACUGAAAUAAAGCUGGGGCCUGACGUGGAUUGUUGCUCAACCCUAAACUGGCAGUCCCCCUGCAAAGGCCUCUCGCUGUGAGGUGCACAAAAGGAACAGAGUGCACUUCAAAAAACCAGGACGCAUCCCUGGUAAAGAAUAAAAUGUUUUUUAACAAAGAACUGGUUCUAGAAGGAUUCUAACAUGGCAUUAUUUCCCUCAAUCUUUACUCUCCAUGGUGCAGAAGAUGAACUUUCUAGACUUGUUUUUCUCUGAAAGUUGCAGCAUUUUAUUUUAUUUUUUUGUUUUUUAAGGCUCCUGAAUUCACCCGACAUGAUAUGGGGUAAUAUCAGGACACUUUCCUGAAUGUCUGUAAACUUCAAAAUGGGAUAAAGCUUCAGUGUUUCACAUAAGAUAACAUUACAAAGAGCACAAUAUUAUUUUUCUAUUAUUUAUUAAAACGAUAAACUUUCAAGACAGUUGGAAAAAGCUAAAUAAAGACAGGAAAUACUCUGGAAACCGGUGCAUCAGAUUUAUUUAGGCUCAUUCUUCUAGAUUUUACUUUUCAUGAAAAUGUUGUCUAA